Molecule: messenger RNA, 1047 nt
Organism: Vigna radiata var. radiata (mung bean)
Lineage: Eukaryota; Viridiplantae; Streptophyta; Magnoliopsida; Fabales; Fabaceae
Product: bZIP transcription factor 44-like
Exons: 1
Coding region: 304-750 (148 amino acids)
Biological process (GO): positive regulation of DNA-templated transcription
Cellular component (GO): nucleus
Molecular function (GO): DNA-binding transcription factor activity; transcription cis-regulatory region binding
Source: RefSeq, a predicted model, not a curated record
UAAAUUGAACCCUCUUGUUCAAUUUUUACUUCCUCUUCCUCUUCCUUUCUUCCUGCUUCUGCAUUCUCGACUUUCCUCUCAGAUGAACCUUCAUGUUUUACAUUAAUGUCUCCAGUCCUGAGUGAGAUCCUUCGUUCCGGGUUUAUGAUAAAUUCUUCCCUAAGACGCAGGACCCACUUAGUUCAAUCUUUCUCAGUUCUCUUCCUCUAUUGGUUCUAUGUUUUCUCAUAAUUAACCCUAACACCACCUUCUCUUUCAUCACCAAUAUUAACAAUCUUUUUCCCUUUCUUUUCAUCCCUUUCAAUGGCCUCAUCCACCGGAAUCUCUACCACUUCACCCUCUCAGGACGAUCUCCACCUUCUCAUGGAACAAAGAAGAAAGAAGAGAAAGCAGUCCAACCGUGACUCCGCCAGAAGAUCAAGGAUGCGAAAGCAGAAGCACUUCGAUGAUCUAACUGCACAGCUCAAGCUUCUUCAGAAGGAAAAUGACCUUAUCCUCAACCAACUCAACGUCACCACCCAACACUAUCUCAAGCUCCACGCUCACAACUCCAUCCUCACAGCCCAGAAGACUGAACUCGCUCAAACCCUCCACUCCUUCAAUCACAUCAUCAAACUCAUCAACGCAACAAACCAUUAUUAUCAUCACCAUAACGAUAACAAAGCCAAUAAUAAUUUCAUCACUCCCAUGCACACGUCCUUCCUUAAUCACCCCAUUGUCGCCACUGCAGACAACAUCUGUCUGUGGUGAACACUCUCAGAAAUUAAGGUUCUUCUCUUUUGUUGUGUCAGGGUUGUUCUGGGGUGAUAUAUUAUUAUAUUAUAUUAUCAGAGUGUCGGAACGUGCUUCCUACAUACAGUGGCAUUGGCAUAGUUCUGCUGUUAUGGGUUUGCUUUUUAUAAAUGUAAAAAUGGUACCAAAAAGGUGUUUCUCUUAGUUGUUUUCAGAUUGUUAACGUUCUCGGCUGCCUUUUCAUUAAACUAAAGUGAUAAAGUGAUGGAUGCAGCAUGUGUCUGAAUAGCACCCAUUAAAGUGCAAAAUUAAUUA